UACUUACCAUGCUACCAUAAUGUCGAAAUUAUGCGUUAUGUCCGUCCUUGUUAUUGUUUUAUUAAUAGCACCCGUGUUUAUGACGGGGGGCAAAGUGCCAGAAGUAAUGACCACACAUGGCAGGGUAGAAGGGACCACUUUGAGGACUCUGAUUCGUGAUACUCAGUACUAUGGGUUCAUGGGAAUACCUUUCGCGAGACCACCAGUCAACGAUUUGAGAUUCUUGCCUCCACAACCUAUUAAAUCUUGGGACGGCGUUCUGAAAGCGACUAAGGAAAAACAAGCAUGUGUCCAGUAUAACACCAACAUAAAAAAGGGUCAAAGUUUGGGGGUCUACGGGUCAGAAGACUGCCUUUAUCUGGAUAUUUUCACACCCGACUUAGAUCAAAACAAACGCCCUGUAAUUGUGUUUGUCUACAACGAGAAUUUCGCAAUCUCUCACAACAAAACAAAGGAUUAUACUCCAGAUUUUUUUAUCGAAGAAAAUGUAUUGAUUGUUACUAUUAGUCACCGACUGUCCGUAUUUGGCUUUCUUUCUUUGGAGGAUGAAAGUGUGCCCGGAAACUCUGGAUUAAAAGAUAUAGUUGAAGGCUUAAAAUGGAUAAAAAUUACGAAUUUACUUUUGCGCUUGUUUCGACUUCAUAAAUCUCUGCAGUUACUUUAUUUUCUGUUGAUGCAACAACGGCAAUAG
Messenger RNA from Amyelois transitella, 691 nucleotides. RefSeq names its product juvenile hormone esterase-like. Lineage: Eukaryota; Metazoa; Arthropoda; Insecta; Lepidoptera; Pyralidae. The record is from RefSeq and is a predicted model, not a curated record. The coding region runs from base 20 to 691 and encodes 223 amino acids. The transcript is spliced from 2 exons.